Molecule: messenger RNA, 1091 nt
Organism: Coffea eugenioides
Lineage: Eukaryota; Viridiplantae; Streptophyta; Magnoliopsida; Gentianales; Rubiaceae
Exons: 2
Coding region: 316-894 (192 amino acids)
Biological process (GO): protein folding; protein import into mitochondrial matrix; protein stabilization
Cellular component (GO): mitochondrion
Molecular function (GO): protein-folding chaperone binding; zinc ion binding
Source: RefSeq, a predicted model, not a curated record
GGGCAUUAGUCAGUGGCCACACUUUAUAGCGAUAUUAAGAGUUAAUCAUAGGGACAUUGGGCGCUUGAUCGUGAGGUUAUAUUGGUUCAAAUCUUGAACAAAAGGAAAAGGGGAAAGUCUGGGUACAAACUUUCUGUUAAAGAUGACAAACAGCCCUCUCUUAAAGAAAUCGAAUUGACGCCCGGGCGGCUACGAGCGACAAUUAAUCAACCUAAACUUGGAGGAGAAGUCAGAUCCUGGAACUUUGCUUUGGUUUUCUUAGUAAAGUUGGGAAUCGAACUUGGAAACCAACAGAAAGUCGCCCAGAGAAAGAAAAUGGCGGCUCGCCGAGUCCUGUCGCUUCUUCUCUCCAAACAACCUCGUACCUCCUCCUCCUCUCUUAAAGAAUCCUUCUCCCAAGUUAUCCCUGCAGCAAAUUCGUUCUUCCAAAGAGAUGGACUUUGCGAAAGGGGACUUCGGACAAUUGUAGAAGACCACAAUCGAUCUGUUGAAGACAGUUUAGCUAAAGAGAGCUGCAACUUGAACUCAGAUUCCAGCUCCUGUGAUGCCAUUUCAAGUCCUGUUUCCAAUGAAGACUCCAUAAGACACAGGGUGACGUCGAGCCUGAAAAUCUCCGAAACACAUGAUCUUGCAAUGAUUUUCACAUGCAAAGUUUGUGAUACCAGAUCGGUAAAGACAUGUUCUCGUGCCUCUUAUGAAAAAGGUGUUGUGUUGGCGAGAUGUGGUGGCUGUAAUAAUGUACACCUGAUUGCUGAUCGGCUGGGCUGGUUUGGAGAACCUGGGAGCAUAGAGGAAUUCCUAGCUGCUCGAGGCGAGGAAGUGAAAAAAGGGUCUGCUGAUACCUUAAAUCUGACACUUGAAGAUAUGGCUGGAAAGGAGAAACUUGAUGUCUGAAGGAGUUUCAUAGUUUGCAUGUCGGGAUUAUGACAGUAAAGAUAUCUUUUCGAAACAGAUAGGCAAUAGAGAUACAGAUGUUAACACCAUAGUGUUGAAGUUUUCUUCUUGAGAACUGUCUAAUUGACAGAUUACUAGGGAUUAUUUGCAACCGUGUCCUAAUAGAUGUAUUCCCGUUAGUCAUCGCUGUCAAACCA